Erpetoichthys calabaricus (reedfish) is the source of this 2266-nucleotide messenger RNA. RefSeq names its product serine/threonine-protein phosphatase 2B catalytic subunit beta isoform. The transcript is spliced from 15 exons. The coding region runs from base 230 to 1789 and encodes 519 amino acids. Lineage: Eukaryota; Metazoa; Chordata; Cladistia; Polypteriformes; Polypteridae. The record is from RefSeq and is a predicted model, not a curated record. Gene Ontology annotation, cellular component: calcineurin complex; cytoplasm. Gene Ontology annotation, biological process: calcineurin-mediated signaling. Gene Ontology annotation, molecular function: calmodulin binding; calmodulin-dependent protein phosphatase activity.
GCUGACGCCGCCAUAUUGGUGCGAACCUCAAACGCAGAGAAAGCGGGAGUGUGCGUGUGUGUACGCGCCUCUCCUCUCUUGGAUUUCGUGCACAUUCACACGGAUUCUAUGAGAGCUCACGGAGCCGCUGUGGAAAGGAGUGUGGUCAGCAGUAGGACAAGACUUAGGGAGAAAACGACAUCCAGGCAAGAAACAGAACGGGAGAGUCACGACCGGAGCGGUUUGCAGUAUGUCCAUUAAGGACGGAGUGCCCCCCACCACGGAGCGGGUGAUCAAAUCCGUCGCCUUUCCACCAACGCACCAUUUAAUGUCUGAUGAAGUCUUCGAUGCUGAAGGGAAGCCGAGGGUGGACAUUUUGAAAAAUCACUUAAUUAAAGAAGGCCGUGUGGAUGAAGAAAUUGCUCUCAGAAUAAUUAAUGAGGGUGCUGAAAUCCUUCGCAGAGAGAAGACAAUGAUAGAAGUGGAAGCGCCUAUUACAGUGUGUGGUGAUAUCCACGGUCAGUUUUUUGAUUUGAUGAAGCUGUUUGAAGUUGGUGGAUCACCUGCAAAUACCAGAUAUCUCUUCCUUGGUGAUUACGUUGACAGGGGAUAUUUUAGCAUAGAGUGUGUGCUAUACCUAUGGGUCCUGAAGAUUUUAUAUCCAACCACACUGUACCUACUAAGAGGCAAUCAUGAAUGCCGGCACCUUACUGAAUAUUUCACUUUUAAGCAAGAAUGUAAAAUCAAGUAUUCUGAGCGAGUUUAUGAUGCAUGCAUGGAUGCCUUUGACUGCCUUCCACUUGCUGCACUUUUAAAUCAGCAGUUUCUUUGUGUGCAUGGUGGCCUUUCACCAGAAAUUCAAACUCUAGACGAUAUUAGAAAAUUAGAUAGAUUUAAAGAGCCACCAGCCUUUGGGGCAAUGUGUGAUCUUCUAUGGUCAGACCCUUCUGAAGACUUUGGAAGUGAAAAAUCAGAAGAAUACUUUAGUCAUAAUACAGUACGAGGAUGUUCCUAUUUUUAUAGCUAUGCUUCAGUUUGUGAGUUUUUACAAGUGAAUAAUUUGUUAUCGAUCAUUAGAGCUCAUGAAGCACAAGAUGCAGGUUACAGAAUGUACAGAAAAAGCCAAACAACAGGCUUCCCAUCAUUAAUCACAAUUUUUUCAGCGCCUAACUAUUUGGACGUAUACAAUAAUAAAGCUGCUGUGCUGAAAUAUGAAAAUAAUGUGAUGAACAUUCGCCAGUUUAAUUGUUCUCCUCAUCCGUAUUGGUUGCCAAAUUUCAUGGAUGUCUUUACUUGGUCAUUGCCCUUUGUUGGUGAAAAAGUUACAGAGAUGCUGGUAAAUGUUCUUAGCAUCUGUUCAGAUGAUGAAUUAAUGACAGAAGGGGAAGACCAAUUAGACGAGCAACUCAUUUAUGGCAGUCGAAAAGUAGGUAAAGCUGCUGCCAGAAAGGAAAUUAUUAGGAACAAAAUCAGAGCGAUUGGAAAGAUGGCCCGUGUCUUCUCCGUUCUCAGAGAGGAGAGUGAAAGCGUGCUGACGCUGAAAGGCUUGACUCCAACCGGGAUGCUGCCCAGCGGAGUGCUGGCCGGAGGACGGCAGACUCUACAAAGUGCCACAGUUGAGGCGCUUGAAGCCAAUGAAGCAAUCCGAGGAUUCUCACCACAGCAUAAGAUCUGCAGUUUUGAAGAAGCCAAGGGCUUAGACAGAAUCAACGAGAGGAUGCCCCCAAGGAGAGACGCACUGCCACAAGACUCCAUUAUUUCAGUAACCACCAGCGAAAGCAAUGGAACUUGCAAGAGUAACAGCCAGUGAGUGAGCUGCCCGUCCAGUGCCAGAGGAGCACAAUGUGAGGGAGCCAUCCUGCCAACCAGCCGGAGGAGGAGGAGGACCUCCAAGGUGAUUGACUUGCCAGAUUAAUAAGGUGGACAUCUGCCGAGUGUUUACACUGCAUAGAGGCCUAGGUAAAGGUUACUUCUAAAAACUGCAAGUCAAAUAAUAAUUGAGGGAGUUUAUGGACAGAACCGAUUUAUUUUGCCUGUUUUAUUUUUCUAUUAAGUUGGGGGGGGGGGGGGGGGGGUGUAUAAAUGUUGUGCAACUCACUAAAUAGAAUGGUCUUAAGCAUUCUGAGCUUCCCAGGAUAUGCUUGAAAUAUUUAAGGAUGACAAAACGGUUUUAUUUAAUCAUUUGCAACAUGAAGACCUCAGGUGUGUUUCCUUAAAACUGUUGCACUUUUUUUGUAUGUAAAAAAUGAAUGAAUUGAACAUGAAUUGCAUUUUUAAGUUAUUUUAA